Molecule: messenger RNA, 616 nt
Organism: Epinephelus lanceolatus (giant grouper)
Lineage: Eukaryota; Metazoa; Chordata; Actinopteri; Perciformes; Serranidae
Source: RefSeq, a predicted model, not a curated record
UCCUAUUGUCUCCCCAACUCCACCCCCCAUGUAUCAGACCUCACACACGCCAGACCCUCGACCCUCAACAGAAACCAUCGACCCCAUCCAGACCUCCAUGUCCUUGUCGUCGGAGCAGCCUCCACCCUCUACAGCUCUCCCACCUGCCUCUCAAACACAAGUUUUCCAGCCUGUUUCCAAAGCUCCUCACAGCAGUGGCAUCAAUGUCAACGCAGCACCAUUCCAGUCAAUGCAGACAGUGUUCAACCUCAAUGCCCCAGUCCCGCCAGCUAAUGAGACAGAGGCUUUGAACCAGGCCAGCCAAUACCAGAACAGCUACAACCAAGCCUUCAGCAGCCAGCCGCAGCAUCCUGUGGAGCAGACGGAGAUGCAGUCAGAACAGAUGCAGUCUGUAGUUGGUGCCUUCCAUUCCCAAGAACAGUCAGGAGGCCAUCAACAGCCUUCCCAGCAGGGCCCAGGCUUCGUCAGGCAGGGUCAGUCCUUCUACAACAGCAGAGGCAUGUCUCGUGGUGGACCUCGCAAUGCCAGGGGCAUGAUCAAUGGCUACAGAGGCUCAUCGAAUGGAUUCAGAGGUGAGCUCACAACCUACAGCCACAAAUGAAUCCUUAAAAAGCCC